UUCAAGACUGAUUGGUCUCUUAGCUGCCUACGUGAUUUUACUAACGACACAGCCGCUAUAAAUUCGAAAGGUGAAAAUGUUUCAUCCAUUCCAUUAUUGAUAGGUGCUAAGGGAGAAAGAAAGCGGAUUAUUCAGAAACAAAGAUGCUCCGAACACAGAUCUUGGCCAGUGUGUGUUGUCUGCUGAUAGCUGUGUCCAGUUUGGUAGAUAGCCGGUUUCUAGAUCAGGACGAGGAAGCGCGUUUUAAACGACAGACAGCAGAUAUGAGAUUAUCAGAAUUACAUGCCAUACGAGAAAUACUCAACAGAUUACCGACCGGAUGUUCACAAUACGCAUGCGGAUUAGUGGACAUUUUCAGAAGAUAUGACAAGAGAUCAUGGUCCGAUCAGCGAAUGGCCGAAAUAAAAGCUCUGCUAGGUUUGAAGAACCAGGGAAAUGUUAUAGCUCACGGUCUUUAUGACCCUUACAAGAUAUUUAUGAGGAAACGCACUUCUUCUGAUCAACGCAUUGCGGAGCUUCAAGCGCUUAUUGCGUUAGUUCAUGGGCGCGGUAACGUUGCACACGGACAGUUAGACCCAGCUCUGAUCGGAAGACGGAAGCGUGCAGCAGAAUGGCUGAGUAAGACAUUUUCAAACGGAAAGAAUUUUGCAGAUGAAGAAACAAGCCAUUGAAGUGUUGUGAUUUUGAUUUUAUUUAUGGAUCUCAUAAGCGGUCCUGUAAAGGUACCCGGAUACAGUGUAUUUAUAUGGAACGUGAGGAAUUGGAUGACAGCUUAAUAAAUAAAUCGUCCUAUGUCAGUUCGUCUUUUUGUCUCAGGAAUACCAGCUGUGCUGGUUGUCUUCGUCUGUUGUGUGUUUGUUCAUGUGUUUAAAUUAAAAUAAUAUUUAAUAUU
Molecule: messenger RNA, 892 nt
Organism: Magallana angulata
Lineage: Eukaryota; Metazoa; Mollusca; Bivalvia; Ostreida; Ostreidae
Exons: 7
Coding region: 144-671 (175 amino acids)
Source: RefSeq, a predicted model, not a curated record